This is a messenger RNA of Lutzomyia longipalpis, 2432 nucleotides long. RefSeq names its product cytochrome P450 6a9-like. Gene Ontology annotation, molecular function: oxidoreductase activity, acting on paired donors, with incorporation or reduction of molecular oxygen; iron ion binding; monooxygenase activity. The transcript is spliced from 2 exons. The record is from RefSeq and is a predicted model, not a curated record. Lineage: Eukaryota; Metazoa; Arthropoda; Insecta; Diptera; Psychodidae. Bases 750 to 2258 code for a protein of 502 amino acids.
GGAAUUGCUAGUCUUUUGUCAAAAUAUCGAGUUAUAACUUGCCCUAAGACGCUGAUACCUCUAGUGUUGGAACCAUCUAAUUUUGUAAUGACCCCCAAAGGUGGAAUGUGGUUAAAAUUAGAGAAAGUGUAACAAGCAAUUUCAGAAUAAAAAGAUAAUUAAACAACUUGGAUAAAAUAAAAUAACCAUUUAAAAAUUUUAUAACUAUGUAAUUGAAAUAAAAUGACCCGUUCAUGUUCGUUUACUAAACAAUGUUGUCUCAAAAAAGAAAAGAUGCUGUAUCUGCAAUUUUGUUUAUGGUUUUUGUAUGGAAAAAAAUCGAAAUGUUUUUCUGCGUAGAAAUGACCGUGUAGCAAAGUUAUAAAUUCCUUUUUUCGUAUCAUCGUGCAUUCAAAAAGACACGAUCAUUAAAGACAAAUUUUGUACAUCCACAACACAAUCAUCAGAGGUGAUUAGACUUUCCACGUGCGUGAUUCUCAAACAUGACAUGUUGAUCAAAAAUUGAUGCAUGAUUUUGCUUCUGUUGAUCAUGCAUGACUUUUCAGAAAAUAUUGUCAAGUAGCGACAAAAAGAAAAAUCAAAACAUAUUUACUUCUACAAUACAAUCUUAUCUCCUGGUUUACCAAUCACUUGAAAACUACGCAUACAGUUGAACUUCAGCAAUAUAAAGUCGCGAUCUUGCCAAAUUUUAAAUAUUCGAAGUGUAACUGUGAAGUUGGAAAGGGUGCCAUUAAAUUCUUGUCCACAAUAUGGAUUUGAACUUGGUUCUUGUGACUGUAGUCACCCUGCUUGUUGCAGGAUACCUCUAUGUGAAGAAGAAGUAUCAAUAUUGGGAGGAAAGAGGAGUCCCAUACGUGAAGCCUCAAUUCCCUUUUGGAAAUAUUAAAGGAAUGGGAGGUUCUAAGCAUACUAGUAAACUAUUUGCUGAUAUAUAUAAACAACUCAAGGGUCAAGACGUUUUCGGAGGGAUAUACUUCUUCACCAAGCCGGCUAUAAUCCCAUUGGAUUUAGAGUUCUUGAAAAAUAUUCUGGUUAAAGACUUCCAAUACUUCCAUGAUCGUGGAGUCUACGUCAAUGAAAAAGAUGAUCCUCUAUCUGGGCAUUUAUUCGCUUUGUCAGGACAGCGUUGGAAGAAUUUGAGAAACAAACUGAGCCCUACCUUUACAUCUGGAAAGAUGAAGAUGAUGCACAGUACGAUCAUUGCAGUUGCUAAAGAGUUUCAGAAAUAUUUGGAGCCUAUUGCACAAAAGAAUCAAGAAGUUGAAAUCAAGGACAUCUUAUCGCGUUUCACUACAGAUGUGAUUGGAAAUUGUGCUUUUGGUAUUGAGUGCAACAGUUUGAAAGAACCCGAUACGGAAUUCCGGAGAGUGGGGAAGAGAGUGUUCGAGUUUACAGGGUUUCAAUUCGUGCGAGUUUUCUUUUUGGCAAUGUUCCAAAAUUUUGGAAGAGCCCUCAAAUUAAAAAUUACUAAACCUGAAGUUUCCGAAUUCUUUAUGAGACUUCUUAAAGAAACAACAGACUAUAGAGAUAAAAACAAUAUUAAGCGAAACGAUUUUUUGUCGCUCCUUAUGCAGAUUAUGAAGACAGGAAAGCUUGAGGGUGAUGAUACUGAUUUGGGAAAAAUGACUUUUGAAGAAUUGGCAGCUCAAACUUUCUUAUUCUUUAUUGCUGGAUACGAAACUUCUUCUUCUACCAUGACUUUUGCCUUAUACGAGUUGGCACAGCAUCAAGAUAUUCAGGAUCGCGCAAGAGAAGAAGUUAACAAAGUUUUAGCGAAAUACAAUGGAGAAUACACUUACGAAGCUUGUAUGGAGUUGAAGUACAUCGACCAAAUUAUUCAUGAGUCUCUGAGGAAGCAUCCAAUUGUGGACAGUCUUCUACGAAGCUGUGGACAAGAUUACAAUGUUCCCGGUACAAAGCAUGUAAUUGAGAAGGGAACGUUCGUUAACAUUUCGGUUUAUGCUAUUCAUCAUGACCCAGAUAUCUAUCCAGAUCCAGAGAAAUUCGAUCCUGAUAGAUUUACAGAGGAAAAUGUGAAGAACAGACAUCCAUAUGCUUGGCUACCAUUCGGAGAGGGUCCAAGGAUUUGUGUUGGAAUGCGAUUUGGUAUGAUGCAAACUAGGGUGGGACUAGCAAAUAUUCUUUCAAAAUACCGCGUUAAAUUAUCUCCGAAAACUCCAGUUCCACUUGUCUUGGAUACAACUAAUGCAGUCAUGUCACCUAAGGGAGGAAUGUGGCUGAGAUUAGAAAAGGUUUAAUGAAAGCCUAUAAUAGCCAUGAUUUUACCCAGUCAUCUGAUACUUUCAGUUAGAUAAGAAAAAGACAUUAGACAAAAGGUGUAUGGAAAAUUCAAUAUCACAAAUUAAAAUGAAAUAGCAACAAUUAUGCUUGAUCACGAUGAAUAAGAAUUAAAGUUUCUUAAACAGAAAAAA